Molecule: messenger RNA, 3237 nt
Organism: Solanum dulcamara
Lineage: Eukaryota; Viridiplantae; Streptophyta; Magnoliopsida; Solanales; Solanaceae
Exons: 4
Coding region: 1-3237 (1078 amino acids)
Molecular function (GO): RNA-DNA hybrid ribonuclease activity; nucleic acid binding
Source: RefSeq, a predicted model, not a curated record
AUGGAAAGACUUAAAUCUCUUAAGAGUAUCCAUCAAAUUCCCAUUAUUGCCAUCCUAGAGCCUUUUUCUGAUAGCAUUCAGAUUCAGUACUUCAGAAAUCAACUCAACAUGGACCAUGCUAUUAGUAAUCCAAAUGACCCUCAAGAAAAGUUGGGAGGUGUCACUUACAAUAUGAAAAAGAGCCUUGAGUUCAUCAGCAUCAUAGAAGCCUGUGGACUACAAGAUCUUGGGUUUUGUGGUCAGAGAUACACUUGGUCUAAUCUAAGGGGUAUAAUGUUCAGAAUCUGGAAGAGACUUGACAGAGGAAUGGUCAACGAUAAGUGGCUAGAGAUGAUGUCUCAGACUACCAUUACUCAUCUACCCUCUGUGGGUUCAGAUCACUGCCCCUUACUGCUGGAGAUGACUGAUCAAAACCAACAACACACCAAAUAUUUCAAAUUCCUUAACUGCUGGACAGAACAACCAUCUUUCUUGGAUACUGUUAGUAAUUGCUGGAACAGGACCAUGGAGGGUAAUCCAAUGUGGUGUUUCCAUCAGAAAAUGAAGAGGUUGGCAGCCACUCUUAGUACUUGGUCCAGAUUGCAAUUUGGUGAUAUAUAUGCCAAAGUUAAAGAAUGUGAAGACAAGACUAGACAUGCAGAGGAAGAGCUAAUCUCUAGUAAUUCUGAAGAGAACAGAACAAAGCUCCAUGCCAUCAAUGCAGAGUAUAUAAAAUACCUGAAACUGGAGGAAUCCAUGCUAAAGCAAAAAACUCAGUUGCAUUGGUUCAAAGAGGGUGAUGUGAAUUCCAAGUAUUUUCAUGCCUUGAUAAGAGGAAGGAGGAGGAAAUUAUACAUCCAUAAGAUCCAGAAUGAGGAUGAUAAUUGGGUACAAGGUGAAGAAAACAUAGCCAAAGCUGCAUGUGAACACUUCCAAGCCAUUUUCACUGGUGAGGAGACACAAAUUCAGGAGCAUACCCUCCAAUGUAUUCCCAGGAUGGUCACUGAUGAGCAUAACAGAAACCUGAAAGCUAUCCCUACAAUGGAGGAGUUGAGAACUGUAGUGUUUUUAAUGAAUCCCAAUUCAGCUGCUGGACCUGAUGAAAUGAAUGGCAAGCAUGGAUUCUUUCAUUCCACAAGAGGCCUUAAGCAAGGGGAUCCAUUAUCACCAGCUUUGUUUAUCAUAGGUGCUGAAGUCCUCUCCAGGCUCAUGAACAACCUUCAUCAACACUCCCAAUAUCAUGGUUUCCUGAUGGCUAAAAAGGGCCCUCAAAUUAAUCAUCUCAGUUUUGCAGAUGACAUCAUCAUAUUCUCAUCUGGAAGAUCUCAUACCUUGAAGCUUAUCAUGGAGACACUACAUACCUAUGAGCAUGCUUCAGGCCAAUUGAUCAACAGAGACAAGAGUAACUUCAUGGUACCCUCAAAUGCCUUCAACUCUACUGUUAGAAGAAUCAAGAAAGUUACAGGCUUCAAGCAAAAGAACAGCCCUAUCACAUAUCUGGGGUGUCCUCUUUACAUUGGUAGACAGAGGAUCAUCUAUUAUUCUGAGCUUAUAGCUAAAGUUGUGGCUAGGAUAGCUGGAUGGCAGGGGUGGAAGAAUGAAAGGAGGAAAUAUCAUUGGUCUUCUUGGAAGAAUCUGAGUUAUCCCUAUGAAGAGGGUGGUAUUGGAGUGAGACUAAUAUCAGAUGUUGCCAAGUCUUUCCAAUACAAACAAUGGUGGAUAUUCAGAACUAAGAAUUCCUUAUGGAGUGAGUUCCUCAAAGCUAAGUACUGUCAGAGGUCAAAUCCUAUAACCAAAAAAUGGCACACAGGACAGUCUCUGAUAUGGAAGCACCUCAUGAAGAACAAGCACAAUGUUGAGCCUCAUAUCCAAUGGCAGAUACAGUCUGGUUCUUGCCUCUUUUGGUGGGAUAAUUGGUUGGGAGUUGGCCCCUUAGCUAAUUUCAGGUCAGCCAGUAGUAGACAGAACAAUACUAAGGUGUCUUCUUUCAUGAUUAAUGGUCAAUGGAAUGUAGAACUGGUCUCUCAGAAAGCACCUCCUCAGUUUGUACCUAGCAUCCUGGCAAGUAACAUCAACUAUCAGCCCCACAAACUUGAUCAGGCCUCUUGGAAGCCUAAUAGCAGUGGGGAAUUUAGUUGUUCUUCUGCCUGGGAACUUAUCAGGGACAAAAGGAGUAAGACAAGAAUUAACUCUCAAACAUGGCACAAACACAUUCCUUUUAAGUGUUCCUUCCUACUCUGGAGAGCACUUAGAGGGAAACUACCUACUAAUGAAAAACUUAUCAGCUUUGGAGAAGCCCCAGCCCAAUGUUACUGUUGCCAUAGAGCUGGUUUGGAUACCAUUGACCAUAUAUUUGUUUCUGGAAACUUUGCCAGGAAGGUUUGGAGUGUAUUUUCUGAUUCUCUGGGUAUUAGUAAAGAAUACACACCCCUUAGAAACCUGAUGAUGAGGUGGUGGUCCAGUAAUUACAAUAAUGAGGUCCAUAAACUUAUCCUACAAGCAACUCCAAUCUUCAUAUGUUGGAACCUAUGGAAAAAUAGAUGUGCCAUCAAAUAUGGAGGGAAGCAGUCCAAUAUUACAAAAGUGAUCUACUCAGUCUUCAAGGAUAACUUCAACCUUCUAAGCACUACCUACUCCUAUAUCAGCUGGCCAAAUAGAUGGAAGGAACUGGUCCUUCUUGUGGAAAAAUGUACUAAUGAAGUUAAUGUUAGUACUGUCUACUGGAGGAAACCUUCAGCUCACAUGGUGAAGCUGAACACUGAUGGUAGUGCACUUCACAACCCUGGAAAAAUAGGAGGGGGAGGAUUGCUAAGGAACAAUCAAGGAGAUCUUCUCUUUGCUUUCUCAACCCCUUUUGGAGAAGGUACAAACAACCAAUCUGAAAUAUUGGCAGCCAUCUUUGGUUUGACUUGGUGUCUCCAAUUAGGAUAUACUAAAGUGAUCCUUGAAGUGGACUCUGAGCUAGUAAUCAGAUGGAUAAAACACCUAGCUCAACCACCAUGGACUGUCAGAACACAACUCCAACAGCUGCAGGACAUCAGUCAUCAAUUCCAGGUUUUCAAAUGCAGCCACACUUACAGAGAAGCCAAUUUUACAGCUGAUGUUUUGUCCAAACAUAGCCACAAAUGCACUACUCCACAGAUAUAUCUCAAUAAACAAGAGCUUCCCAAAGAGGUAAGAGCUUACUUUGAGCUUGACAAACUGGAAAUGGCCAACUUCAGAAGAAGAAGGCUUAAGAGAAUCAAGAAGCCACCAUGA